Molecule: messenger RNA, 4753 nt
Organism: Larimichthys crocea (large yellow croaker)
Lineage: Eukaryota; Metazoa; Chordata; Actinopteri; Sciaenidae
Product: SH3 domain-binding protein 4
Exons: 4
Coding region: 680-3571 (963 amino acids)
Cellular component (GO): cytoplasm
Molecular function (GO): protein binding
Source: RefSeq, a predicted model, not a curated record
AUAAAAUUGAUUUGAUUUAUUUGGCAGUCUUAUGUUUUGAAAACUUCUGUAGUUUUUAAAGGUUCAAAGUAAUGAAAUCAGCUGAAUAAUUAAAAUUAUUAAUUUUCCUCCAGUCUGUCAGUGACGGUAAAAAAAAUUGGUAUUGGUAUGAAUGUAUAAUCUGAUAUCAUGUUGUUCAUACUCUGAUGUGAUUCUGUACAUGAAGAUUCUUAACUCCUGAGAGUAGGCUGGAAGAUGCUGAUUUGUUUUAUUUCUGACUUAAAAGUGAAUUAAUUUCAGUUAUGGCAUGAUGAGCAUGAUUUAUAAGUAUAUAUGUGUAUAUGGCAUCUGCCACUAUGUGUGUGUUGAUGUGCAUGUAUGUUCCGACAGGUGCCAGCUGGAUGGGAUAAAUGCGGAGAAAUAAUGUUGUGUGUAUAACAUGAUUAAUAAAGUUUCAACUUAACUUAUUUAACAUAUUAACAUCAACAAAACAAAUUAAAAAAAUUAACAUAUCUGGAUGUUUGAGCCUGAUCUUUCACACAGAACACUGUAUUUUGUAUUUCAGUAUGUUAUAUAAUCCAAUGUUUUCUGUCUUUUAGAGAUCAGGGGAGGCUGUUGACAACCGAAUGGGCCACUAGCAAAAGGAAACUCAUUAAAGUAGCCUGAACAUACUGGUUGGUGCACAGUGACUGGUCUGAAGAUGGCCGCCCAUCGAAUCAGAGCCACCACCACCAACCCUUCUCUCCCACGCUGCAAGUCUGAAGGGACACUCAUCGACCUCAAUGAAGGAGUGUCAGAAGCCAGUCUGAGUGAUGUCAGAGUGCCUUCUCCCAGUGCCUUACGACUGGACACGGCUUCCUCCUUUGGUGCUGCAAGGGAAGUUGUUGCCAUUAAGGACUACUGCCCAUCCAGCUUCACCACCCUGAAGUUCUCUAAAGGGGACCGCCUCUAUGUUUUGGACUCGUCAGGGGGAGAGUGGUGGUACGCCCAUAACAACACAGAGAUGGGUUACAUCCCUGCAGCUUAUGUGCAACCCAUCAACUACAGAGACUCGUGCUUCAGCGACAGUGGGAUGAUUGACACUGUGGGAGACUGUAACGAGGAAGCAGCCAAAGAAAUGAACCUUCUAGGAGAAUGGGCAGGAGUGAUUUUGAAACCAUCCACCUUCCAAAACAGAAAUCCUUUUGCAACAACCCAUACCUCUACAAACCCUUUCCUAAAUGGGGGUCCUCAGAGCUCACAUGAUCAGAAUAUUAAUGAGAAAUCAGGUGACCUUCUUCUGUUUGAUACACCCACUUCAUCAGUGCCCAACUCUACUAGCAGCCCUGCUGACAUCAAUGGUUUUGGCAGUGGCAUUUUUAACUUCAACCCUCUAAGUCCCACUGUGGAACAAACAUUACGUAGGGACAACCCAUUUUUUAGAAGCAAACGUUCCUACAGUCUGUCUGAGCUCUCCAUCCUGCAGGCUCAGUCCGAUUCCCCACUGAUCUCCACCAGUUUCUUUGGAGGCCUCAAAGCACCGGCACCAGAGCAAUUCCAAAGCAGGGAAGAUUUCCGGACUGCAUGGCUCACCCACCGUAAGCUAGCCAGGUCCUGCCAUGACUUGGACUCACUGGGUCAGAGCCCUGGCUGGGGCCAAACACAGCCAGUUGAGACAAAUAUUGUCUGUCGACUUGACAGCUCAGGAGGUGCUGUCCAGCUACCAGACACCAGCAUCAGCAUUCAUAUACCCGAGGGCCACGUGGUGCCAGGGGACACCCAGCAGAUUUCAAUCAAAGCUCUGCUCGACCCACCACUAGAACUGAACAACGACCACUGCACCACCGUCAGCCCUGUGGUGGAGAUAAAACUCAGCAACAUGGAGACCAAAACCACAGUUACACUAGAGAUGAAAGUGUCUGUUGUGGUAAACAUGGAGAGCAGGCAAACAACAGAGAUCUUGUGUGUCAGAAGUGAUUGUAAAGAGGGACCUUACACUCCCAUUCCUAUGGCGUACAUGUAUGGGGACACAGUCCAGGUGUGCCUGGAUAACCUGGAACCAUGUAUGUAUGUGUGUGUUGUGGCUCAGUCCCAGUCCAUAUCUUCAGAUUCCACAGUUUGGGAGAAUGUGGUUAAAAAGAUAACCUUAGGAGUAUAUGGUCCCAAACAUAUUCACCCGUCCUUCAAGACAGUCGUGGCUAUGUUUGGCCAUGAUUGUGCCCCAAAGACGUUAUUAGUGAGUGAGGUAGGCAAACAGUUGCAGUCUGCACCGUCAGCAGUGCUGCAGCUCUGGGGCAAACACCAAUUUGUCCUGUUCAAACCCCAGGACCUCAGAGUUGGAGUUUACUCCAACAUGGCCAACUACGAGGUAAAGGCUAGUGACCAGGCGAGAGUGAUCCGAAGCUUCCAGGUAAAACUUGGCAAAGUCUGCAGGCUUGUCUAUGUCAUUGCCUCACGCAACACUGAAGAUGUUUCUGAUUUCACCUUAAGAAUCCAAGUCAAGGAUGACCAAGAUUGUAUACUAGCUCAGUUCUGUGUCCAGACACCAACACCACCACCUAAAACAGGCCAAAAGACAUCAGUGCAACGGCGCUUCCUGAAGAAGAAGGAAUUGGGCAAGAUAGUCUUAUCGCCUCUUGCGAUUGCCACCAAGUACCCUGUUUUUCAGGACAGGAGAAUAAAUAACCUGAAAUUUGGAAAAUUAACAAAAACUGUCAUCCGACAAACAAAAAAUCAGUACUUGCUUGAGUACUUAAAAGGAGACUUUGUAGCUCUGUUGAGUGAGGAGAAGAUCAAGCUGAAGGGCCAGUUGUGGACAAAAGAAUGGCACAUUGGGUAUUAUCAGGGAAAAAUGGGAUUUGUUCAUGCCAAGAAUGUGCUAGUGGUUGGCAAAGUUAAGCCCAUUUACUUCAGUGGGCCUGACCUCACGACUUCAUUGUUACUGGAGCAGAUACUGAAGCCCUGCAAAUUCCUCACGUACAUCUAUGCCUCCGUAAGAACUAUACUGAUGGAAAAUAUCGGCAAUUGGCGAGCAUUCGCGGAUGCCCUAGGAUACGCCAACCUUCCUCUGACCCAUUUCUGUCGUGCAGAGCUUGAUAGCGAACCUGAGAGGGUUGCAUCAGUGCUCGAGAAGCUGAAGGAGGACUGCAACAACGCUGAGAGUAAAGAGCGGAAGUCCUUCCAGAAAGAACUCUUGACAGCUCUGUUGAAGAUGGACUGUCAGGGUCUCGUGGCCAGGCUUGUCAUGGACUUUGUGCUUUUGACCACAGCUGUGGAGUUGGCCGGGCGCUGGAGGGAGCUGGCUGAGAGGCUCGCCAAGGUUUCACGCCAACAGAUGGAUGCUUACGAGGCUCCCCAUCGCGACAAGAAUGGGGUGGUGGACAGUGAGGCGAUGUGGAAGCCAGCCUAUGACUUUCUGGUCACGUGGGCCGCACAGAUCGGUGACAGCUACAGGGACGUGAUCCAGGAGUUGCACAUGGGCUUAGACAAGAUGAAGAGCCCCAUCACCAAACGCUGGAAGCACCUGACCGGCACGCUCAUCCUCGUCAACUGCCUAGACACCCUGCGGAGCUCCGCCUUCAGACCUGCCGCUCAGGACGACUACUCCAUCUAAACUCCCUGCUUCAUGACUCCAUGUCAACCAUGCUGGUGUUUCUCUACACCAGUUCAUUUGAACUCUCAUUCCAAACACUACUACUGUCAUAAGUUGAUGUUUUGUUUAGCGCCACAUUCAGCUCGUUCCUAGGGAAACACCUCCAAACUGGCCCCACAUCAAAUGCCAUGCUGUAUGGAGCUCACAAUGAUAUAUGAAGACUCUUUUAAUAGUCUUGUAUAGUUAUAUAUUUUUAUACUAUUAUUACAGCACAGCAUUUUUCAAGCAACACUUUGUGAAGCCUUUGGUUAAGAACUGUGGAUUGAAGGCUAAAGAGGAUAGUUUUGUGUCUUCUAUUUAUUCCUACAUGAAAGAGAAACGUUCUAUUUUCUCCUUUUUUUUCAGGUCCUUCUCUUGAUGGACCUCUGUUCAGAGAUCAAGAUAUUCUGCUGAAUUUUUUAAAAACUGAACAAAACAGAAUAGUUUGUGAUUCUUGUCACAAAGUUUUAAUAAGCUCUCCACUAGUGCCAAAAUAUUUAGCCAGUAUUGAAAAGUAAUUUUACAGAAAAUGAAUGACAACCAGUAAAUAUUCUAAAUAAAAUAACUGUUUGCAGCAAGAAUUUCAAACGCUGUCUGAUCUUCUAUUAACAGCUAUCGACAAAGCAAUCUCAACUCACAGUCUAUACCCUCAUUUGAUCUGGUGCUUUUGACCAGAUUACCUGGUUUUUAUCAGCUGUCAUGGAGCAACUGAAGAUGCUUAAUCUUUACAUGACCCUGAACCUCUUCAUAUGUCUGCUGAUAAGGACCAAAUGAUUUAACUGAAAGCUGCAGACAGUAAGCAGACUUUGAGCAUAGAUUGUUCUCGUUCUUGUCUUUUUGAUGAAUUGUUCUAAAUUUCAGUUUUCAGACAACAAACUAAAUCUUAACCACUAAUUUCUCAACUCUUUGCUGUCUGCUGCCCGUAUUCUUUGAUCCAGUAGAAAUCAUUUUUAUCAAAGCUUGCCAAAAAUGAAUACAGCUCUACACAGAUGACCUUGUACAAUGUUGAGACCACUGUUGUAAAGACACUGUCUGUAAAAAGUUUAGUAUCAGUGCUGCGUACUGUACUAUGUGCUAUUCACACAUCCAUCCACAUCCAUUGGGUUUAAAAACCUUUUUGUCACUGUAUACUUGUGUGGAAAAGAAAUAAAAUGAAAAUAAUUG